CCCGGCGUGCGGGGCGGAGGAUGGUGCGCGGCGCGCCCCGGGCUCCCCGCCGCCAGCGCCGCAGCGCCGAGGCCGAGGCCGAGCCGGCCGCCCCGGGCAGGCGACCCCCGCUCCGGGCGCGGGGCGAGCGGCCGCGCUGAGACGCCUCGGGCGGCGCGGGCGCCGCGGCCAUGGGCGCCCUGACCAGCCGACAGCACGCGGGCGUGGAGGAGGUGGACAUCCCGGCCAACUCCGUGUACCGCUACCCGCCCAAGUCCGGAAGCUACUUUGCCAGCCACUUCAUCAUGGGAGGAGAGAAGUUCGACUCGGCCCACCCCGAAGGCUACCUGUUUGGAGAGAACAGCGACCUGAACUUCCUGGGGAAUAGGCCCGUGGCGUUUCCUUACGCCGCCCCGCCUCCCCAGGAGCCAGUGAAGACGCUGAGAAGCCUGGUCAACAUCCGCAAGGACACACUGCGGCUGGUCAAGUGCGCCGAGGAGGUGAAGACCCCUGGGGCCGAGGCCGGCAGAGCUAAAGUCCACUACAACGUGGAGUUCACCUUCGACACCGACGCCCGCGUGGCCAUCACCAUCUACUACCAGGCCACCGAGGAGUUCCAGAACGGCAUCGCCAGCUACAUCCCCAAAGACAACAGCCUGCAGUCGGAGACGGUGCACUACAAGCGCGGGGUGUGCCAGCAGUUCUGCCUGCCCUCCCACACCGUGGACCCCUCCGCGUGGGCCGAAGAGGAGCUCGGCUUCGAUCUGGACCGAGAGGUCUACCCGCUGGUGGUCCAUGCGGUGGUGGACGAAGGAGACGAGUAUUUCGGCCACUGCCACGUGCUGCUGGGCACUUUCGAGAAGCACACGGACGGGACCUUCUGUGUCAAGCCCCUGAAGCAGAAGCAAGUGGUGGACGGGGUCAGCUACCUGCUCCAGGAGAUCUACGGGAUCGAGAACAAGUACAACACGCAGGAUGCCAAGGUGGCUGAGGACGAGGUGAGUGACAACAGCGCCGAGUGCGUGGUGUGCCUCUCGGACGUGCGGGACACCCUGAUCCUGCCCUGCCGCCACCUCUGCCUGUGCAACACCUGCGCCGACACCCUGCGCUACCAGGCCAGCAACUGCCCCAUCUGCCGCCUGCCCUUCCGGGCGCUGCUGCAGAUCCGAGCCAUGAGGAAGAAGCUGGGCCCCUUGUCCCCGACCAGCUUCAACCCCAUCAUCUCCUCCCAGACCUCCGACUCGGAGGAGCCCUCGUCCUCCGAGAACAUCCCGCCGGGCUAUGAAGUGGUGUCCCUUCUGGAGGCCCUCAACGGGCCCCUCACCCCAUCCCCCGCGGUCCCUCCACUCCACGUGCUGGGCGACGGCCACCUCUCAGGAAUGCUGCCCGCCUACGGCAGCGACGGCCACCUGCCCCCCGUCAGGACGCUCUCCCCGCUCGACCGCCUGCCCGACGGCAGCAGCCAAGGACUCAAGCUCAAAAGGAGUUUCUCCAAGUCCAUCUCCCAGAAUUCCUCCGUGCUGCACGAGGAGGAAGACGAGCAUUCCUGCAGCGACUCGGAGACGCGCCUCUCUCCGCGGCCGGCCCCGCAGCAGCCGGGAGAGGAAUGUGGCGUCACUCCAGACAGCGAGAAUCUCACCCUGUCGUCAUCAGGGGCCAUUGACCAGUCGUCUUGCACGGGGACGCCUCUCUCUUCCACAAUUUCCUCCCCAGAAGACCCUGCCAGCAGCAGCCUGGCCCAGUCGGUCAUGUCCAUGGUGUCCUCCCAGAGCCAGCACUCCCAGCUCAGCACCGACACGGUCUCCUCCAUGUCCGGCUCCUACAUCGCCCCCGGCACGGGCACAGGCACGGAGGACGAGGGAGAGGCGCUCCCCUCCCCGCUGGCCGCCAGCAGGGCCGCUUCCGAGGAAGGAGAGGCGAUGCCGGCAGCGUCUCCAGACAGCAACUUCAUGGGCCUCGCUGACGAGCAGGACGCAGAGGGCAAUGACGUCAUGGAGGAAGACGAUGGGUCCCCCACACAGGAAGACGGCCAGAGGACGUGCGCGUUUCUAGGCAUGGAGUGUGACAAUAACAAUGACUUUGACAUCGCAAGCGUGAAAGCACUGGACAAUAAGCUGUGCUCUGAGGUCUGCUUACCCGGCACCUGGCAGGCCGAUGACAACGCGCUCAGUCGUCGGCACCCUCGGCGUCGGCGCCGGUCGUCCAGCAGCCUGGAGGAUGCCGAGAGCGGGCGCUGCGUGUGGGGGCCUCUGGCCGUCUGAGAGCCCGCCCCAGGCCAGAGCCUCCUCCGGUCCCCACAUCCCAUCCUGGACUCACUGGACCAUGGCCUCCUGGGCAUCCUCAGCGGGACACAUGGAGACUUUUACACCCACGUGGGAGCUGGGCGUGGAGGCCAGCCUGCUCCUCCCGGCCCCCAGCCUUCCAUCACCAGGACCCCGGCCCUCUCCGAAGGGGCUGGAGGCCUCCUUCCUCCUCAGAGACCCUCUGGAACGUUCCCACUGUAUCUUGAUCUUCAGGGGAGCCAUAGCCCACAGGCUGGCGUCUCAAGCAUCUCUCUUCUCCGUGGCGGGUAGACCAGAAGGCUCGGAGUCUUAGCGGCUGCAUUGCAGGCGUUUUUGUGUGUCAAGGACAACAACUCCAAUUUGAAACCUCCAGUUCGGGGGGGGAUUUGAGGGAGACACGUGAGAAGGCAAAGCCAUGUUGCACUGUAUGCGGAGUUUCCUUCAAGGACAAGAGAAAUGGUACCAGCCCACCAGACGGUUGGUUGAAAAGACAGUUCUUGCUUCCAGCAGGCGAGCUGGUCUAAGCCUCAUGUGAGUGUCUUGCUUAGAGAGGAGGCCUUGGACCUGAGACACGCGCCCCCUCCCCUCCCAGUUACAUGACCGCCCUCGGGAGGGUCUUAGAUCAGGUGCAUCCGGGAAGGCCUGGGACACCACCCUAAGGUGACAUUUCAAAACACAUUUGUGACCACCUCUGUCCUGUGCGUGGAGCUGUCAUCACUCUGGCCCUGUCCAGUGAUAUUCUUACCCGUUUCCCCGUCUCCACCCCUGUUUGUUCGUAGUUGAAGAGACAGGCUGAGAGGGGGGUGGACCAGGGACCCUCCAGCUGGUACCCAGGACUCCCCAAAGAAGCGGUGCGGAGCGCUGAGCUGGGGGCCGGCAGUGGGCUGGGCGCUGGUGGCAGGAGGCAGGGCCUUCACCCCUGGGAGUCUCCCCCCCAUGUCCUCCCCCCCUCCGCCCCCCUGCCUUCUAGUCCUCCUGAGCCUGAGAGGGGCAAGGGGAGGGACUGCCUUCCACAGGCUCAUUAGAGACUUAGAGAGAGUGUUCCAGUCACGUGCCCUCCCCCGCUCAGCCCAAAAGCUGGCGAGAGCAAGGCUGCCCGGGACCGUGAGUGCUGGGUCCCCCCUCUCAGCACUGGCUCUGAUGAGUCCUCGCCGAGGCUUUGUUGGCCUUUGGAAAAGGUGGUCGAGCGCGGGCUUGGGAGGCAGAGCUGUAAACAGCAAUGUGUGAGGCUGAGGCAUGGAGCCCAGGCUAUGCCCGUCCAAUGGCUUGUCUUAGGAUUUGGAACUGUCACCCGGAAGAGCUUCUCGGGGCCCUUGCCAAGCCUCCCAGGGAGCCCUGAGCCCUCGCUCGGCACCCUUCCGGCGGCCUUUUGCAUGGCCGGGUGAGCAGGGCCCCCCUGCCGCCCAGUGGCUGUGGCUCACACUCUGCCUGGUCGGGGAGCCUGCUGUUCUGACAGGUGCCACGUGAGCCAAGCCGGAAUGGAAGCUUCUGGAUGGAGUUCCCACGUCCUCCCUCUCUGGAAUCCUGCCGUGGACUCCACUGGUUUAGGCCCCACUCCGUGUCCCCCCCCCCCCCCCCCCGCCCCGGCCCUGGCAUUCUUCCAGCCCCAGCCCCUUUCCUAUUGAGAUCUGAGCAAUAACCCCACUCCCUGAGUUCCUCCAAGUUUGAGCCCCAGAAACGCCAGGAAAGGGGGCUUCCCUCAGCCUCGGGUAGAGGCGCACAGACCCACCUGCUCUCCCGGCACUGCCUUCACGGUGUGGUGUCACCUGAGAUGAAGGAGCCGCAGGUUAACAGCAGCCACAGGGGCCAGGAACGCUAAGAGGAAGCCAUCACCGUCACCCUUUCUGGGGGGUCUGUGUCCUCUCCCAGGGGGAGAGAGGCUCAGAAAGGUUCUUCUAAGCCCUGGUUCCCUACCCAAGACCUCUGGGCUACAGGAUGGCCCCUCAGUCCUUGUUUUUCCGUCACUUCCUGUCCUCUGCCCCCCCCCGCCCCCCUUGUCCUCAUUCAGAUGUUGGCAAGCAGAGAUAUCGCCCCCAGAGGCUAGUCCUCAGCCUGAGAGGGGACAAGGCCGCUGCCCCCGAGAGAAUGGACAGGCAUAGGCUAACUGGAGGCCGGUCGCUCCUUCCUACCACGGGUCUGAGCUCCCCACGGCCUCCAGGUGGUGUGAUCCAGGCCUCCUGACAGAGCCUUUUUCCAUCCCACCGGAGUUCACACCCACACCGGGCACCUCUUGGGCACAGACCCACACACUUGAAGCCAUCUCACCCGGAGAGAGCUAGGGUCCUGUCCGCCUGACCCUGGCCCCCUCGCUGCUCACCUUGCUUUAGGGUCUGCACCCCGGCUGUGUGCAGAGGUGUCUGUACGGUUGUGCCAUCCGUGUACCCCUCAUCCCUGGAGUUACGCUCAUGGGUACGCGACAGUGGGGACGUCGGGAUGCGGUGUUCAUGGGCUGCUGCAUGAUUCUUAAAACGGAAUAAAACUGUUUACAAGGAAGGA
Molecule: messenger RNA, 4757 nt
Organism: Myotis myotis
Lineage: Eukaryota; Metazoa; Chordata; Mammalia; Chiroptera; Vespertilionidae
Gene: RNF157
Product: ring finger protein 157
Exons: 19
Coding region: 171-2240 (689 amino acids)
Biological process (GO): protein ubiquitination
Cellular component (GO): cytoplasm
Molecular function (GO): ubiquitin protein ligase activity
Source: RefSeq, a predicted model, not a curated record